Drosophila teissieri is the source of this 2073-nucleotide messenger RNA. RefSeq names its product modular serine protease-like. The transcript is spliced from 4 exons. Gene Ontology annotation, molecular function: protein binding; serine-type endopeptidase activity. Gene Ontology annotation, biological process: proteolysis. NCBI's taxonomy places the organism in Eukaryota, Metazoa, Arthropoda, Insecta, Diptera, Drosophilidae. The coding region runs from base 1 to 2073 and encodes 690 amino acids. The record is from RefSeq and is a predicted model, not a curated record. Gene Ontology annotation, cellular component: plasma membrane.
AUGUCGCCUCCUCUGCUUCGCUAUAGGAGAGUAGUGCUGGCACUAAUGUUCAUAUUGUUUUGCGGACAUUCCGAGGGCUGCGAUGAGGAUGAGGAGUUCGAGUGUCUAGAGGAUGGCAGGUGCAUUCCCAUCGAGGGCUUUUGCGAUGCCAAACCGGAUUGUCUGUAUGCCAGCGAUGAAUCUUUCACUGUCUGCAAGGCCCAUCUCUGGGACAUGAUGGCGGAUAAGUACCACUGUGCGACGGGGGCAGCCAUUCCGGCCAGAUUGGUCUGCAACAACAUCGCCGACUGUUCCGACGGAUCCGACGAGCUGCCACAGGUGUGCGGAAGUGAACCCGGCGAACUGGAAGAGAAAUUCCGAGGCAACUGCACUGGGGCUACGGAUUUGGAGUGCCUUCCUGGGGAAUGUGUGUCCCAUUCGGCGAAAUGCAACAACGUGAUCGACUGCUCCAACGGACGAGAUGAAUCCCUGGAGAUCUGCAUGCAGACCUGCGAGGCGGACAAGUGUUUCCAGUGCGCCAACGGAGUUUUGCUAGACAGCAAGGACCUGUGUGACAACAAGAUGGACUGCCUGGAUGGCUCCGAUGAGUUGUCCAAUGUUUGUGGGAAUGCCGUCAACUGGAAAGAGGUUCCUCCGGCUGCUUGCCACGAGACGGUGGAGCACAGGUUCACCAACAGGACAGUCUUUCAAAGGGGCAACUCACUGCGCUUCGUAUAUGCCAAUCAAGCGGCGGAAGUUCAGUGCUGGAACUCCGACCGGAAGUCCUGGAACGUGUGCAUGAACAAUGGCUCCUGGCACCACGACUUCCCACCGUGCAUCGAGAAAGUGGUCAACAGAAACCCGGACACAAAUGGCACUAAUGGUUGCCCGAUUAACUGGUACAACAACGAGACUAUGUUAAUAAUCAAUUGGAAUGACGAUAGCGAAUCUAUAGCCUUGCCGCCCAUUCAAAAUGCAAGAGUGACCUUCAGAUGCAAGGAGGAUCUGACUUUCUUGCCCUACGAGUUUAAAGACAAACCUAUCACAUGUCAGGCCAAUAAAACGUGGAUCGAGCUGGACUUCCAUCCCCGAUGUACCAACCUUUGCAGUCCACAGCAGAUAUCCGAGAUGUAUAGCCUGACACCGAGGUGUUAUAAUGGCGAUAAUGGGUCACCGAUCAACUGCCAGGACAAGUACUCCCUGGUACCGAACACCCAGGUCAAAUUCGAAUGCGCUAGUGGCUUCAUCCACAAGACCUCGGAUACGAUGUCCGUGAAGUGCACAGAGGAUGGUGAGUGGGAGGGUCUCCGGUACCUGUGCGAGAAUCAGGAGAGGCACUGCAACUACGAGUGCAAUCACCGACUCAACUACUCGGAGGUAACGAUGAGCAAAGGAGGCGAUGCCACGGAUUCACUACAAGCCUCCUGGUUAGUUCCCAUUUACAAGUUGAACAGCACCACAACCAAGCACGAAUUUGUGUGUACCGGAAACUUGAUCCGCUUGGAUAUUGUGCUCACCGCAGCCCACUGCCUGAAUGAUAAGAAUUCCAGGCCGGAGGACUUCUUAGUGGGCCCUUCGGGCAACCGAUCCUCCUCCACGGAUCUCAAGUACCUUCACAGGGUUAGAAAUAUAGAGGUGUACGGCGCCUACAGCAAGGUCAACCACAUAUACGACGUUGGGAUCGUUGUCCUGGAAAAUCGGAUGGAUUUCAAGCAAGAUCAAAGGAUCGUCUGUCUGCCCUACAAUGUGGGUUCGCACUUGGAUCUAAAGGGCGAUGCGAUGGUGAGCUCCUGGAACUCCGAUGGCUACCUGGCAACGGUCUAUGGCCGAUUAAGUGAGCCCAAAAAUGGUGACCUCAACGUCGUCCUGCAUGACGGCUACACUCUGUGCAAAGGUGACAGUGGCAGUGGAGUGAUCACCACCUGCGGCUUGGACAACCACAAGUGCCUGGUGGCUGUGGUUAGUCGAAAUGUGGGGUCCGGCGACCACGGUACCUUUUGCAGCAAUAACGUGACUGCAGCCACUUUGAUAUCGCCCCACCUGCAGGAUUACAUUCAGCAACUCAUCAGGAAUAACAUAAAUUGCCCAGAAUAG